Molecule: messenger RNA, 1255 nt
Organism: Salvelinus fontinalis (brook trout)
Lineage: Eukaryota; Metazoa; Chordata; Actinopteri; Salmoniformes; Salmonidae
Exons: 2
Coding region: 194-742 (182 amino acids)
Cellular component (GO): membrane
Source: RefSeq, a predicted model, not a curated record
ACAUAAUGAGCUGCCAGGGGAGGGGUAGAGAGAACGUAAUUGCUUGCUUUACACAGCUUGUAGGCAGGCAGACCAUUUAGGCAGAGAGACACAGAAGAAGACACAGAAGAACACUUAGAGAGAUUGAGAGGCACAAAAUAAAGAAAGAGAAAAGUAAGAUAAAAGGGAAACAAAUCACCAACAGCACAAAAAAAUGGAUCCCAACAAGAUGCCAAACGCCCCACCACCAGGCUGGAACCCAGAUGAGAAGUCUGGGAUGGGACAACCAGCUCCUCCACCCUACCAGGACCACCCCCAGUACCCCAACACAGGAUACCCUGUACCAGCAGGCUACCCCGCCAAUCCCCAGGGCUACGCACCACCGCCCCAGUAUGGGGGAGCUCCUGGGGCCCCUUACGGCCAGCCAUACCCCCAGGGACAGUACCCCCAGGGAGAGUACCACCAGUCCACCGUCACAGUCCAGCCUACGGUGUUUGUGACCCAUGGAGCUCUGCCUUACCCUCUGCCAGACUACCUGGGCUACUCCAUUUUCACCAUGCUGUGCUGCUGCCUGCCACUUGGCAUCGCUGCACUUAUCUACUCCAUCUCGACUCGAGACGCCAACAACCAGGGUCACCAGCAGGUUGCUGAGAGGAGUUCUCGUCUAGCACGGAUACUGAACCACUCCGCCCUGGGUAUCGGCAUCACCGUCAUCAUCCUGUACAUCGUCUACGUCGUCAUCCUGGCCAAAAGUAUCCACUGAUCUGACACCUAAACACCGGUUAGCACCACAGCCACCGCUUCUCUCAACCCCAGCCCCCAAAAUCAUCCUGAUGUUGACCACAUACAGUGGGUGCCAGUUACAGGCACUUUCCAAAGAGAUACAUAAUGCUGUUUAUUCAUCAACAUUUAUGACAUGCUUUUUUAAAACUAUAUAUCUAAUGACUUACUUUUUUAAAUACCUGCAGACAGGAUAGUUUAAAUUGUUAAUUCAUUUGCCUGUUUAAUUUUAAGUUUAAUAUACAUAAAUAAACAACAAAUUAUGGAUACUGAUAGUUUUUUGGAAUAUUUCUAAUAAAUGUCUAAAGGAUAGUGUAUGUGUAUUCACUGUGUAUGGAUAAGUCAUAUCAGAGUUUAGAGACAGAUUUGACAAUGUUAUGAGAAUGCAGCAGAAAGAGACUAUUAUUAAAGUCUGAGAGGACAUGUAUUACUUGAUGUCAAUACACAGAGUGCCAGUAAGGUUACCACUCACAAGAAUAAACAUUUUGCAACUCAA